AUGAGGCACCUAAGUCUUAUCCUCGCCCUCGGGCCAUUGCUAGGAACGACCUCGACAUGUCGGCCCCCAAAAUGGUCUGUUGGACAAACGGUACAGACGACGAGCGGUCCGGUUGAGGGACAUGCUGCGUCUGUCGCCAAGGAAGUUUCUGAAUAUCUCGGCAUUCCCUAUGCUCUACCACCCGUGGGAGAUUUGCGAUUUCAGCCCCCUGUCCGCUACAACGGGUCGAGGAAGAUCGUGGGCAAGGACUUUGGCGCGGCAUGCUUUCCCUCCAAUAUUAGCGCUUACGACGCCGACUUCCCCAAGGAGCUGAUUGACGGCUAUGGAAUUACAGAGGUCGGGCGCAGGAUCCUCGCAACCAUCACGAAUCCCGGCAUACCAGUGAGCGAGGACUGCUUAACCCUGAAUGUGUGGACCAAGCCACAGACCAGCGAAAAGCGUAAACCCGUUAUGGUCUAUAUCCAUGGCGGAUCUUUUGUUUCGGGUAGCUCGGCCGUCCCGGCGUAUAAUGGCCAAUUCUUUGCUGACCAGGAAGAUGUGGUCUUGGUGACCAUCAAUUAUCGCGUCACCUUCUUCGGCUUCCCUGGCAACCCUCACGGUCACCAGAACCUCGGCCUGCUCGACCAGCGCAUGGCAGUCGAAUGGGUCCGGGACAACAUCGCCGCCUUCGGGGGUGACCCCUCCCGCAUCAUCCUUUUCGGCGAGUCGGCCGGCGGCGCCUCGGUUGACCACUACUCCUUCGCCUGGGCACACGAUCCCAUCGUCUCCGGCCUAAUCCCCAUGUCCGGCACAGCGGAGGGCAUUGCCCCGCUCCCGGCCGCGGUCGCCUCCGAGCUCUGGUACAACACCACCGCCGCCCUGGGCUGCGGUAAUGCCUCCACAACCGACCAAGCCGCCGUCCUCGCCUGCAUGCAGUCGGUCCCCGCCGAGUCAAUCGUCGCCACCCUCAUCAACACGAUCGAGUCCCCCACCCCGAUGCCCUACUCGCCGACCAUCGACGGCGUCCUUGUCUUCGCCGACCCUUCCCGCCGCCCCACCGCCGCCGUGCCCAUGCUCGUCGGCACCACCGACAACGAGGUCGGCCUCUUCCGCGUCUUCGUGCCGCCCCGGCCGGACCUCCCCCGCGAGGAGGAAGACGCGUUUUGGCACGCCGAGAACCAGCGCACCUUCGUCUGCCCCGCCGCCCGCCGCGCCGCCCGCGCCGGCAACCCCACCUGGCGCUACCGCUGGCACGGCGUGUUCCCCAACACGGAGCUGUCGCGCACCCCGCCCAGCGGGGCCUACCACGACUCGGAGGUGGCGCUGCUGUUUGGGAAUGUGGACCAGUCCUUGGUUACGAACACGCGGGAGGAGGACGCCGUCGGGAGGUACAUGCGGGGCGCGUGGGCUGCCUUUGCCAGGGACCCGGUCCGGGGGCUGGAGAGAGAAGGGAAGGGGAAGAAGGGGUGGCCGAGAUAUGUGGCUGGGAAGCGGACGCUGAUCCGGCUUGGAUGGAAGGGCAGGGCUGGGGCGAGCUUGGCGAGGGGAGACUUCUACGAUGACGACUGCUAA
Messenger RNA from Thermothelomyces thermophilus ATCC 42464, 1551 nucleotides. RefSeq lists its product as uncharacterized. The coding region runs from base 1 to 1551 and encodes 516 amino acids. The transcript is spliced from 5 exons. The record is from RefSeq and is a predicted model, not a curated record. Lineage: Eukaryota; Fungi; Ascomycota; Sordariomycetes; Sordariales; Chaetomiaceae.